CGGACGGGCCCCAGCAAGAAGGGAGAUGGUGUAUCCCGGCCCUGAGCAUGUUCCCAUCCCAACCUGUGCUUUGUUCUGUCAGUGUUAUAGGUUCCAGCUCCAUCAUCACUUACGCCAUCUUUCAAAAUGUGGUGAGAUCCCCCGAGGUUCGCCCUCUUUUCUACCUGAGUCUCUCUGACCUUUUUCUGGGCAUGUGCUGGAUCGCCGGAGCACUGCUUUAUAGCACACCAACCUCCAAGCAGGAUCUCAUCUGCUACAACCUGCAGGCAAUGGGACAAGUAUUCUACGUGGCCUCUUUUCUAUACACCACCAACUACACUUGGCAUCUGUACAUGGACCUGAAGAUGAAAUACAAUCAGAACCUUAACAGGAUGCCUCCCACAGCUGUAGAUUAUGCGAGUUGCAUUGGCCGAGUAGCAACGAUUUUGUCCAGCCUGAUCCCUUUUCUUCUAAUGGUGCCUGUGUUUUGCCUGGGCAACAGCAGUAACUGCUACCAGAACUUCAGUCAAAAGCAUGGGUGUCUCUUGAUGCACACAGAAAUGGCUGAGCCCACCAACGAGCCGCUAACGCUGAGCAGCUCUGUUUGCCGUGCAAUGCAUUUCUAUGGCAUUGGGGUCUUCCUUGUUUCCUUUCUUGUCAGCUUCAUAGCCAUUCUGGUUGUACUCAUUCAAGCCCGAGGUUUGUACAAAAGGUUUGUAAACUCCACGGGAUUCCUGGGAGAUCAGCAGUGGGCAAUGAUUAAGAUGGUGGAACAACGAGUGGUUUUUUACCCUAUCGCAUUCUUCUGCUGCUGGGCCCCAGCUGUCCUCCUUGGAAUACUGAAGCUGACAGCUUCAACAAGCAGCAAAAUCUACAUGGCUCUUCUCAUUCUACAGGCACUGACAGCAGCUUCCCAGGGACUUCUGAACUGCAUUGUGUACGGCUGGACACAGCACGUCUUCAUCUCCCUCAAACGCAACAUCUGCCGCGAUGUUGACACUCAGACUCCUCUCCUGCGCUCUCAGAAGAAAUUCUAUGCCAGCACACUCCCUGCCAGCCCUCCAGAUACUGAGGUGUCCACAUCUACCCUGCUCUGAUGAGUUCCUGCAGCAAAAAUGAGAGAAGGCAGCAUCCCAAUGGGCCUCGUCGUAUUUUAGCAAUGUCAGCCAGCACAGCUGUUGGGCUGUCUUGGUGUGAACUGUUUUGUCAUCAGCACAGUUAACUGUAGUGCUAUGAGAGCCCAAGCAGAUCUGUCAGAAAAGCACUUUCAGUGAAGAUAGUUAUUUAUUUUACAGGUUUCUAUGGACUUGAAAGGGAUUCUUUAAACCUGAUAAAUUUUUAGCACAGGCUUUCUCCUCAUGGAAAUAUCUCUAGAAAUACAGCAAAUUAUGUGUAACAACUCCAAGACUAUACAGCUCCUUAGAGGGCGUGUGGUCAAAGGAUGUUUUACUUUUCUAAGUGUUUGUCAGGUAUUUGCCAUUACAAGUUAACAUUAAAGCAAAGAUGAAUAUUUUUAAA
Molecule: messenger RNA, 1497 nt
Organism: Meleagris gallopavo (turkey)
Lineage: Eukaryota; Metazoa; Chordata; Aves; Galliformes; Phasianidae
Source: RefSeq, a predicted model, not a curated record